AAGACAAUAUCCCGGUCAAGCCAGAAGCUUUGACAAAAAAACAAAAGAGAAGAGAGUCAAAUCCCAUCGAAUCCGCCAAAAACAGUCGAAAGCAGCCACGACAUAAAACAAGAAACUCAGUUCCCCACCCACCCCCCGGAGUUUCCCUUCCUUUCUCUUCCUUUUCCCUUCUACUCCGCAACCAAUCACUGUUAACCCAACACCAAUUUUUGGCAUUAAAUUUCACCUCUCUUUCAUCGCUUUCCCUCCGUUUCCCUCUGUUCUUCGUUUUAACAAAAUCAACUCACCUUUCUUUCUCCGUAACCCACAUUCUCUUUUCUCUUCCGUUUUCAGUUACAACUGUUUGUUUCGUUGUUUCAAUUGAUUUAGAGAUUUAAAGCUGUUUGGCUAGGGUUUUGAAGCGAUGUUUGGAUCGGACAUGGAGACGAGAAUGAAGCAAUAUAGACAAGUCAGUCCAGAGAGAACCAAAGUUUGGACUGAGAAAUCGCCCAACUAUUAUCAGCAUAACCGGAAAGUUCCUGUUGUUUAUUAUCUCUGUAGAAAUCGCCAGCUUGAACAUCCUCAUUUCAUCGAAGUUCCUCUCUCUUCUCCCAAUGGCCUCUAUUUGAGAGAUGUAGUUGAGAGGCUUAAUAAUCUUAGAGGCAGAGAAAUGGCAUCCUUGUAUUCUUGGUCUUGCAAGAGAAGCUAUAGGAAUGGAUUUGUUUGGCAUGAUCUUUCCGAAGAAGAUUUAGUUCUUCCUGCCCAUGGAAAUGAAUACGUUCUCAAAGGCUCCGAAUUAUUUGAAGAAUCUAGCUCUGAUCGUUUUAGUCCUGUUGGGAAUAGCAUUAGAUUGCAAAAUCUGAAGCAGUUACCUGAACCACCAUCUUCUUCUAGAAGCCAAGAUGAUUCUUCAUCGUCUUCCUGUAUGAAUGGGAAGAGAACAAAGCAUUCUCAGGAUGAUGAACCAUCUUCUCCAGUUAAUCAUCCGACUCCUGGCUCCUCUGUUGCAUCGCCAGAGUCUAGAUAUGGAAAGAAUUCUUCCUCCUGGGGUUGUUCGCUUAGCUUGACUGACUGCAAGGUUUGUAAGAGCGAUGGGUUGGCAGAUGCUUCGACACAGACUGAGGAAAACAGAAACAGACCUAAGACACGGGAAACUUGUAUAAGGGGUGUUUCAACUGAUGAUUGGUCGUUAGAACCUGAAUGCAAUACGGGUUUCCAAAACCAGGUCCCUAAACCUUUUCUUAAAGAUAAUUCUGAGAUAUGCAGAAAUUCAGUUUCUCCUCCUCCGUCCAUUUCUAGUGCAUCAUCUUCAGGUGGGAAAACCGAAACUUUGGAAUCUCUAAUCCAAGCUGAUGCGAGUAAAAUCAAUAGUUUUAGGAUUCUUGAAGAGGAAGAAAUUCGAACGACAACCAAUGCAAGGCUCAAGGCAACAAGCGUGUUGAUGCAAUUGAUCUCAUGUGGGUCGAUAUCUGUGAAAGACCAUAGUUUUGGCCUUGUUCCAACAUACAGACCUAGGUUUUCACAUUCAAAAUUUUCUUCACCAUUGUUCUCUACGUCAAUCAUGUUGGGAGAGCUUGAUUGCUUAUCCGAUAAUCCAAGGCUGAUGGGCCUGAGAUUGGAAGACAAAGAAUAUUUCAGUGGUAGCUUGAUUGAGACAAAAAUGCUCAAAGAAGGAGAUGGACACACCACUCUGAAACGCUCUUCUUCAUACAAUGCUGAUAGGACUUGUAAGGAGUUGGAUUCAGCUGAAUACAAAGAAGAGUUGAAUUCAAGACGUACAAAAUGCAUCCCCCGCUUUAGCAAGGCUUCACUAAGCAAGCAACCAAGAAGUGAGUCCAUGAGAUCUCCUGUUUCUGAAAAACCAAGAAACUCCUCUGAUGGGGUCGAUAACUCGUGCUUUAUACCGAGUAGCAUAUCAAAUGGUGGCAGUAGAAGAAUCACAGAGUCAGUUUGUAGUAAAAACGAAUCAAAACGGUUGGAUUCAUUCAGAGAAGAGAAGGUGAUCAAAAUUGAAGAAAGGCUUGCAUCAGGAGCUCGGGUUAUAAUCCAAUCUAAGGUGCCUUGUGAUGCCAUUGUUGGUUGCUCCUAAGUCUUAGGGGAGCAUGUUAAAGGUCAGGUCAGGCAAAUGGAUACCCUUUUGGAUCCUUUUGGGAAAGAUUGUUCAAUGUAAAACUACUGGUUUUCAAAUUUGGUUUGAAUUUCAAAUGACGUAUUAGAUUAUAUUGGCGGGUCCAUGUCUUCUGUAAAUCUGGAAAGCGAGAAAAGGGCAGAAAAGAUAGAAAGGUAGAUAUCACUCCCGAUGCUUGGAGUAAAAUUUUGGUUCUGCUUUUUCUUUCUUAGUUAAGAUUGUGCUUUUAUGCAACUAAAGAUGCAACGAUAUCAGUAUUUCACCAUCCUUUUUGCAUUCUUUCUUGCCAUUGCAAAAGAUACAAAAGGUGUAGUGAUUACGAUGAUGUGUCCAGUUUUUGUUAUUGGAUUUGACGUAUAAUAUAUCAACAAUCAAAGGUAAAAAUCUUUUUGAAUGUGAAUUAGGUUUGCUUCCUUAGAUGAUUGCUAUAGCAAUGAUCAAAAUUGUCGAACUAUUAUUACCUUUUAGUUUUAGGCUAGGCUUUGCUUGAAAAUGAAGCAUGGGGUUGGAAACUUGGAAUCCUAUGGAGUUGAUUUCUGAUUGACCCUGAGAUCAGUGGAAAAAAAGCCUUGUUUUGUUUUUACUCUGAAAAAAGUCAAAUCAAAAUGUUCAUUUUGAAAGUCCGAACGCCCACAGCUUCGUUGACCGGCGACGCCAUGGCUCUAGUAUCAAGCUACUUGCAUAUUGUUUCUUCCUCUGUGGGGACGUCGUUGUCAGUUUGCGGUGUUUGGUCAAAGUGGCUUCAUUAUUGAUAUAAAUAAUCUGCAAUUGGCAAUGCUAGGUUUAGUGGGACAUUUAAUUUUUUAA
Durio zibethinus is the source of this 2914-nucleotide messenger RNA. NCBI's taxonomy places the organism in Eukaryota, Viridiplantae, Streptophyta, Magnoliopsida, Malvales, Malvaceae. The record is from RefSeq and is a predicted model, not a curated record.